UGUAUACACCUGUGACCUCUCACAACUUCAACAUCCAAUUAUUUAAAGUUUAGUUUUAUUAAACAUAUAACUUUUUUUGCAAAAAUUACCAUUUAAUUUAAUCUCUCUCUCUCUAUCUCUCUAAGGGUCUCGUAAUUUUUAUUUUUUUUUUUUUUUUUUGUCCGGUGGGAUUCGGCGUUAAAGGAAAAAAUGACAGAGCCUAAACCAAACACCCCCUUGAUCUCGCCAUCAUCAUCGCGAAACCUCCCUGAUUUCAAAAAAUCGGUUAAACUAAAAUAUGUGAAGCUUGGUUACCAUCACCUCAUCACCCAUGGAAUGUAUGUCUUCAUCACCCCUCUUGUAUUCAUAAUUGCCGUGCAGCUCUCGACAUUUUCAUUACAGGAUCUUUAUGAUCUUUGGGAGCAUCUCCAAUACAAUCUAAUCUCUGCGAUCGUAUGCUCAGCUCUCCUUGUUUUCUUAUCCACCGUGUACUUUGUCACUCGUCCUAGUCCUGUAUACCUUGUCAAUUUCUCCUGCUAUAAGCCUGAAGAGUCUCGAAAAUGCACUAAAAGGAUGUUUGUUGAUCAAUCUUGGCUGACUGGUACAUUUACAGAGGAGAAUCUUGCGUUCCAGCGUAAGAUCCUCGAGAGAUCUGGCCUUGGUGAUUCUACUUACCUGCCAGAGGCUGUUUUGAAUAUUCCUCCAAAUCUAUCCAUGAAAGAAGCUAUAAAAGAAGCUGAGGAUGUGAUGUAUGGUGCUAUUGAUGAGCUUUUUGCCAAGACUGCUGUCAAGACCAAAGACAUUGGCAUUUUGGUUGUGAAUUGCAGCUUGUUCAAUCCAACCCCAUCUCUUUCUGCCAUGAUUAUCAAUCACUACAAGCUUCGGGGAAACAUAGUUAGCUACAAUCUAGGUGGGAUGGGUUGCAGUGCAGGUCUUAUUUCAAUUGCACUUGCUAAAGAUCUUCUUCAGGUCUAUCCCAACUCCUAUGCAUUGGUCGUCAGCAUGGAGAAUAUCACAUUGAAUUGGUAUUUUGGAAAUGACAGAUCAAAGCUCAUUUCAAAUUGCUUAUUCCGAAUGGGGGGAGCAGCAAUACUGCUUUCUAACAAAAGCUCUGAUAGAAGAAGAUCCAAAUACCAAUUGGUACAUGCCGUCCGUACCCACAAUGGUGCAGAUGACAAGUGCUUUGGCUGCAUCACCCAAGAAGAAGACUCCACAGGGAAAGUUGGUGUCACUUUGUCUAAGGAUCUUAUGGCAGUUGCUGGUAAUGCUCUAAAGACCAACAUUACCACUUUGGGGCCUCUUGUUCUUCCAAUGUCAGAACAGCUGCUAUUCUUUGCCACAUUGAUUGGGAAAAAACUACUCAAGAUGAAGGUCAAGCCUUAUAUUCCAGAUUUUAAACUUGCUUUUGAGCAUUUCUGCAUUCAUGCGGGAGGAAGGGCUGUUUUGGAUGAACUGGAGAAGAACUUGCAACUAUCUGAUUGGCAUAUGGAGCCGUCAAGGAUGACACUUCACCGAUUUGGCAACACAUCAAGCAGUUCUCUGUGGUAUGAAUUGGCUUAUACAGAAGCAAAGGGGAGAAUGAAGAAGGGAGAUAGGACAUGGCAAAUUGCUUUCGGUUCUGGGUUUAAGUGUAACAGUGCUGUUUGGAAGGCUCUAAGGACCAUAAACCCAGCAAAGGAGAAGAACCCUUGGAUGGAUGAAAUUCAUAGCUUCCCCGUGGAUGUUCCAAAGGUAUCGGCAAUCUAAUAGAAAGAAAAAUGCUAGAUGUUGGAAAGUUAUAUUUUGGCACUUGGUGCUGGCUUUCACAAAUGGUGAAAUUUUUAAAAUUUUUUCUUCAUUAACUGAGGUGUUGGAUUUAUUCCUGCUUCUCAUAGAGUACAUUUGAAUAUAUUUAUUGGGUGAAUGAUGUUCAUGGGGCUAAUUAUGUUUUGGUUAUUUGGCCAAGAGGUGAAAUUUCUUUACUUAAAGGAAGCAACAGUUGGGUUCAAGGUUCA
Quercus robur (English oak) is the source of this 1973-nucleotide messenger RNA. Its product is annotated as 3-ketoacyl-CoA synthase 11-like. Gene Ontology annotation, cellular component: membrane. The transcript is spliced from 2 exons. NCBI's taxonomy places the organism in Eukaryota, Viridiplantae, Streptophyta, Magnoliopsida, Fagales, Fagaceae. The coding region runs from base 190 to 1725 and encodes 511 amino acids. The record is from RefSeq and is a predicted model, not a curated record. Gene Ontology annotation, biological process: fatty acid biosynthetic process. Gene Ontology annotation, molecular function: acyltransferase activity, transferring groups other than amino-acyl groups.